UAAGGCAUACACCUACGAUGAGCAAUGAAGAAAGAAUCACGACAUGGCUUUCUAAUUAUGGCAAAGACAAUAAUUUGAGUAAAGAACAUGAGCCUAUAAAUAAUGAUUUGGAAGAUUCGCAUGAAAUCGUCGAUUUAACCUGUUAUGAGGUAUCAGGGAAUGAUGAUUCCACUACCAGUAAGAACAUGCUUGAUAAUACUACUCGGUAUAUCAAUGGAUCACAGUUUUUAAAUGGACUAAGGAACGUUUCAAUUAGUGAUCAGGAACCCGAGGGGACUCCAGUGGACACAUACUCUUUUUCUAUAAAAGACAAUAUGCUAGAAAACUAUUCGUCACCAUACCUCAAAGUUUCUCAGAAUUCUUCCACCAUCCAAAAACUCGUACGUAACAUAAGGGAUAGUAAAUAUCCGCCUGCGAAUAAUUCUUUAGACAAUUCGAUUAGUUUUGAUCAUUCAACUGGCUUUUAUAACAAUUUUAAAAACCUUGAUUUUUCGGUUGAGGACACCUCGAGAAAUAAUGAAGCAGAUGUCCUUUCGGAUGAUCAGAGCAUUUUUAAUCCUGCGCAUUUCACAGAUUCAUUUUCUGCUUCAAGAUCUAUUGAGGAUUUCUUGUUAUUGAGAGGAAAGAUGAUUUCCGGUAAGCGCCAAGAAAUCGAGCCCAGCAAAUUGAAAUUUUCAAUUAGAAACAAUGAUGAACAACAAUCUAAAGUUCCCAGCAUCAGUAAUACUCCUUGUCUUUAUACUAAUGAAAAUGUGAUUCCAGAUGAUCGACAUAGUCAGCAGUUGGUUCCUUCAAUUGGGCCCCAGUUUAAAAUAAAUGACAGUAGCGGUCACCAAAAUUUAUCUGGUUCCAUGACAAAGGAUAUUAUCGAUACGUUACCGAUGCCCAUGAAUGUACACAAGUAUAUUAUUUCGGUUCGAAUGUUGGCGAACCGCGGCUUUUUAACUUCCUCAAGGGGUGUCAACUGCAAAUUGGAAUUUGUGGAAAGGGAUUUCGAGUAUAUGAGGCCUUUAUUACUUGAUAUCGAAUCCGAAACGCUUCACGUAGAGUGUGACGUAAUAUUAGAUGAAAAUACCGGUAUUAUCUUCUACCCUCUUAAUUUAAUUUCGCAAGAACAUUCCGUCCCGAAGAUUGCUCGUACUUUGGUGCGCCUUCAUCAAAAAUAUCCCAAUCUUUAUUUGAUACUGGAAAGUUAUACAUGGAAUCACCGACCAUCUAGUAACGAUACAGAAUCGCUCUCACUUCCCUAUUUUUUUACCUUACCUGUGCUGAAAGCUUUGACCGAAUUGCAAAUUAUUUUGACGUGUUGUUUAUACAAUACACAUAUAAUGUUUUCCCCGUGUGAAGAAAUUUCGGCAAGGCUCGUGAGAAUGGUGGGUGAAUUUUGUGCGGCAAAAUGUGACGAAGAAAGUGAGAGAAAGGGAUGGACAAGUAAACAGCAAUGGGAAAGCAGAGAUUGGAUGACUAUGGAAGAAAGUUUGCAUGAAAGAUUUUUGUCAUGCCUUUCUCCACUAAUCAAUCCAUUUACGGCUCAAAUUAUUUUGACCGCUACCACAUUAUCACAAUUUUUCAAAAUGUCGCACCAAGAACGAGUGGCAUUGGUUGGAGGAUGGAUAGAUGAGGCGCGAUUGGAAAAAUUCGACAUUCUAAUUCAUGAAGAGCUCCUAAGUAAUCCUGGAAACGAUACGGAAAAUCUGUUUUCUUCAGAUGGUUUGCCAGUGUUUCCUUCGGAAGAUUUUAAUGAAGCUAAUUUGGAAUAUUUCGAACCUGAAUGGGACACUAGUUAUAGGAUCCCGUAA
Messenger RNA from Acaulospora morrowiae, 1799 nucleotides. The record is from the annotation of a GenBank genome assembly. NCBI's taxonomy places the organism in Eukaryota, Fungi, Glomeromycota, Glomeromycetes, Diversisporales, Acaulosporaceae.